UUUCACACCUACACUACACCCUCUUCUAUAAACCAACCAACCCAAACCCCAACUCUCACUCUCCUAAUUAACACUCAAACUAACCCACUCUCUCUCCUUCACCCAAUGGACAAGCCCAUAACCGAUCCAUGGCGGCCGGACCUCCUCUUUUUCCGGCCACCGGAGACUCCCCGUGAACCCAUGGAGUUUCUUUCCCGUUCUUGGAGUGUAUCAGCUUUAGAAGUAUCCAAAGCAAUUACUCCGCCGCUACCGCCACAAACGCUUCUCUCUAAAACUAGUUCUGGCUGUGUUAUUCAAGAAGAUAUAGCUGCUGAACUUGAAGAGCUUAAUAUUCAUAAUAAUAGUAGUAAUAAUCAUAACGGUAAUAUUAUGAAUGCUGCUGUUUCUGGGAACCCGUUUUCUUUUGCUUCUUCGGAAACUUCUCAAAUGGUCAUGGAACGGAUCAUGUCACAGUCGCAAGAAGUAUCACCAAGAACUUCAGGGAGGCUUUCACAUAGCAGUGGACCUCUGAACGGUUCUUUAACAGACAGUCCGCCUGUUUCUCCAUCUGAGAUCGACGAUGUUAAGUAUUGCCGUCCGAAUAACGGAUUUAAUACCCAGUUCAGGACACCCUCUGCCACUCCAGGUGUUUCUGCCGGUUUCACGGCCGGCACAGGCGGCGGUGGUAAGACGGUUGGUAGGUGGUUGAAGGAUAGGAGGGAGAAGAAAAAGGAAGAAACUAGGGCUCAAAAUGCUCAGCUUCAUGCUGCCAUUUCGGUUGCUGGUGUAGCUGCAGCCGUGGCUGCUAUUGCUGCAGCAACCGCUGUUUCGUCGGGGAAUGGAAAAGAUGAACAAAUGGCAAAAACAGACAUGGCUGUAGCCUCUGCAGCCACAUUGGUCGCGGCUCAAUGUGUCGAGGCUGCAGAGGCUAUGGGAGCAGAGCGCGAGCAUUUAGCAUAUGUUGUCAGCUCUGCUGUAAACGUUCGCUCUCCCGGUGAUAUCAUGACAUUAACAGCCGCUGCAGCAACAGCUUUACGCGGGGCUGCAACAUUAAAGGCAAGGGCAUUGAAGGAAGUAUGGAACAUAGCAGCAGUUAUUCCGGUGGAGAAAGGAUUAGCUGCAGGUGGCGGAAAUCGUAGCAAUGGUAGUUCUAAUGGUAGUUUCAGUGGUGAACUUGUGCCUGAAGAAAAUUUCUUAGGCAUUUGCAGUAGGGAACUGCUAGCUAGAGGCUGCGAGCUUUUGAAACGCACUCGUAAAGGUGAUCUUCACUGGAAAAUAGUUUCUGUUUACAUUAACAAUAUGAAUAAGGUUAUGUUGAAGAUGAAGAGCAGACAUGUAGCUGGGACCAUAACAAAAAAGAAAAAGAAUGUGGUGUUGGAGGUGAUCAAAGAUAUUCCUGCCUGGCCGGGUCGCCACUUACUCGAAGGCGGCGAGUAUCGGAGAUAUUUCGGAUUGAGGACGGUAAUGCGAGGAGUUGUCGAGUUCGAGUGCCUUAACCAGAGAGACUAUGAUCUAUGGACACAAGGUAUCUCAAGGCUUCUGGCUACAGCAGAAGAAAAAUGCAAUAGGCGUAGAUUCUAACUUUCAAUAUAAAUUAGGGCAAAUGAUAUGGGGAAACUUGGGGUAUAAGUUAUAUAUAUAUAUAGGUAUAGAACCCUAGUGAACAUUAUGAAGUUGCUUAAAACUUUGUUUGGGCUGUAAUAUUUUUGGUGUUUGAUUUGAUGUAUUCUGUAAAGAAGGAUGAAGGAACAAUCAGAAGAUUAGUUCCAUAUGCUUUAUUCUAUCCGACAAAGUGUCAUUUCACCCUUCAA
Messenger RNA from Mercurialis annua (annual mercury), 1790 nucleotides. Its product is annotated as VAN3-binding protein-like. The transcript has 7 exons. Bases 106 to 1560 code for a protein of 484 amino acids. Gene Ontology annotation, biological process: auxin-activated signaling pathway; leaf vascular tissue pattern formation; phloem or xylem histogenesis. Lineage: Eukaryota; Viridiplantae; Streptophyta; Magnoliopsida; Malpighiales; Euphorbiaceae. The record is from RefSeq and is a predicted model, not a curated record.